AAAGUUGACGAAGACGGCGGAACUGGUUGUUUAUUCGAUGUUGAUGAAGAUGAAGGUGACGCCCCAAGCAUGCGCAGAGAGAGAGAGAGAGAGAGAGCGAAGGAGCAGUUGGGAAGAGAAAAGUCCAAUCAAUUUAAUUUAAGCCAGAAACAGCACAGAGAGAAUUAUGUAUAUAAAUAUAGGAUCAGUUAGCGCCACCGUCGCGAUAGCCUGUUGCUUCCCUCCAUUCUCUACUUCUCUCCUCUUCUUUUCCUUCUUCAUCUCUCUCUCUCUCUCUCUCUAACCUCUGAAUCUAGCACCGGUCUCGAUUCUAUUCAUUCUUCACCGUCCUCACACUCAAUUCCCGCUCUUCUCCGUCUCUUGCAGCGCUCCAAUUCAUCUUACUAUAUAUCCAGCUUCCUUUACGCGAAGGUCUAAGCAGGUGUGGAGGAACGAAGCACGGGAAAGCAUGGAUGGAGUGAAAUUAUGUUAAUCUCUGAAGUUCUGUUCUUCUUGGAGAGGCAUUGAAGGCACUCGUAAUAAUUUCAGAAGCUUCUUCCUUUUUGGAGAGGCAAUGAAGAUAUGCUCACAUUUAUAGCCACUGGAUUUGAUAUUUGCAAUCUUGGUUGGAGAGGUUGCCACUUUUUUAGUGCAAGCAAGUACACAGAUUGGUGAAUAAGAUGAAAUUAUUGAGGAAGAUUAUUAUUUUCCUCAUAUUAAGGAUUGAUUGGAGAAAACUGCUUCUUAUUGGUUCGAUCUUUACUAUAGUUGGCGUUGUUGUUCAAAUUUCUACACUUCCUUAUCCACUGACCAUAUGGGUCUUUUCUUCAUCAGAUUUGCCUCUGUUGUACAAAUCCAUGAAUAGUAAUGUACAUUUGAAUGAAAAGAAUAGCUUGAUGAGGCUUGAACAGUUUGAAACCCAUCUCGUUGAUCCUGUUGUCUCCACGAAUACUUCUGCUGUCUCAAAUCAUGUUGUCUCCACAAAUACUUCAACUGUCUUAAAUCAUGUUGUCUCCACAAAUACUUCUACUGUCUUAAAUCAUGUUGUCUCCACAAAUACUCCUCCUGUCUUUAAUCAUGUUGUCUCCACAAAUACUUCUAUUGUCUUAAAUCACGUUGUCUCCACAAAUACUCCUACUGUCUUUAAUUAUGUUGUCUCCACAAAUACUUCUACUAAUUUCUUAAAUCAAUCAAUGUCAAUUGUGGAAGAGAGACCUAUAUCCUCUAGGAAGAGAGGUCAAUCAUCUAAAAGGAGAAAGCGGCAUAGAAAGGCGGAGGAUAUAGUUGCUCCUCCACCUCCUCUUAGACCUGUGCCCCAUCGCUUGCUGAGGUAUGUUCGGUCAUUGACACCUUAUGAAGCGCUUGUGUAUGCUAAGAAAGAGAUGGAGAACAUCUCAUCUGUCAUCAACGACCCAGAUCCAGAACUCUAUGCUCCUUUAUUCCGGAAUGUUUCUGUUUUUCAAAGGAGCUAUGAGCUGAUGGAACUCUUGCUUAAAGUUUACAUUUACCAAGAUGGGAAGAGACCAAUUUUCCACGUACCCAUCCUGCAAGGAAUUUAUUCAUCCGAAGGAUGGUUUAUGAAAUUAAUGGAGGAGAACAGACAAUUUGUAACUCAGGACCCUGAGAAAGCUCACUUGUUCUAUCUUCCAUACAGUGCAAAACAACUUCAGACAGCACUUUAUGUGCCCGACUCACAUAAUAUAAGGCGAUUAUCAUUCUUCCUGAGGGAUCACGUGAACAUGCUUGCUGCAAAGUACCCAUUUUGGAACCGGACUCGUGGAUCAGAUCACUUCCUAGUUGCUUGCCAUGAUUGGGGCCCUUACACAUUGACUGAGCAUGAGGAGUUAACCAAAAACACUAUAAAAGCUCUCUGCAAUGCAGAUGCCUCUGAAGGAAUUUUUGUCGCGGGAAAGGAUGUUUCUCUUCCAGAAACCACCAUAAGAAAUCCCAAGAGACCUCUUAGAGGUCUCGGAGGGAACAGAGUAUCACAGCGCCCAAUUCUUGCCUUUUUUGCUGGACAUAUGCAUGGUAGGGUCCGCCCAACGCUUUUGAGGUACUGGAAUGACAAAGAUGAAGAUAUGAGGAUUUAUAGGGUUCUACCCAAUAGAGUCUCCAGAAAUAUGUCUUAUCCUAUGCAUAUGAAAUCAAGCAAAUAUUGCAUUUGUCCUAUGGGUUAUGAAGUUAACAGUCCCAGGAUUGUGGAGUCGAUAUAUCACGAGUGUGUUCCAGUGAUUAUUGCUGAUAAUUUUGUCCCUCCAUUGAAUGAAGUUCUAGAUUGGAGUUCUUUCUCUGUGAUUGUUGAGGAGAAGGAUAUUCCCAAACUGAAGGAUAUUCUUCUGUCUAUUCCUUUGAACCGUUACAUUAAGAUGCAAACUAACGUGAAGAUGCUGCAGCAACAUUUCCAUUGGAACGCAAGACCAAUCAGAUACGAUAUGUUCCACAUGAUUUUGCAUUCAAUUUGGCAUGCCAGGCUGAAUCAGAUCCAAUUACCACAGCGAUCCUAACUUCUUGGGAUUCCUUUUGUAUUAGUCCUUGAAGUACAGCUUACUUUGAAUGCCAGUGAAACCACAUUAGCCAUACCUAUGACAUUGCUCAACCAUGUGCCAUGUGGUUAUGGAAUAUGCAAUAGUAUCCGUAAGCUUCGUGCCUACUGAACUGAGACACGGUUCCAUAUCUAAUAGAAGACGGGAGCAGCCACAACAAUGAAGAUGAUGCAGGGGCUUCACUCAUGUUCUCCAGAUGCAGGUGGAUGAAAAGAAGUAACAGUAUUUUGACUUCAAGAUGUGCUAGAGACCCAGAGAAGACUGUGCUCUUCAUGAAAUUGAUGAUGUCAUGAACAUAGAAACAAUAUAUAGGUGUGAAAAAAAAAGAAGAAGAUGAAAGACUACUCAGAGAUGAUAGUUCAGUGCUUGGUGAAGAAAAACAAGCUCAUCACCUUAAAAGCAUUCAUAGCCAACAUAUUCUAGAAGAACUUGGAGCUGACGGCUACGAAUUGUGGCUAUAAAAUUCACAUAGUUUUCAGGGCCAAAUUUGACCCCAAGUUGCAACAUACUCCCAAGCAUCUUCAACUGCGGACUUCCAUUUUUGUGGUUGUGAGAGUACUCAUAAUACAUGGCUCUGGAGGUGUUAAAGUAGUAUUACAGAAGAAGAUAGAUGUAUGGAAUACUAGUGUGAGUGUUUGAGAGAGUACCAAGUAAUCAACAAGUGAAUGAUUCUCUUGUACUAAGUAUUAUAAUAAACUAAAGUGUCUGUGGUAUUUUCCAAG
Diospyros lotus (date-plum) is the source of this 3244-nucleotide messenger RNA. RefSeq names its product probable glycosyltransferase At5g03795. Gene Ontology annotation, molecular function: glycosyltransferase activity. The coding region runs from base 660 to 2483 and encodes 607 amino acids. NCBI's taxonomy places the organism in Eukaryota, Viridiplantae, Streptophyta, Magnoliopsida, Ericales, Ebenaceae. The transcript is spliced from 8 exons. The record is from RefSeq and is a predicted model, not a curated record.